UGUUUUUUUUUUCCAACUUUGUCCUAAAAACACGCAACUGUCUCAUGCAACCUUUCCUCUCUGUGAAAGAUCUGAAGACGGAGUCAGCGCGAGAAAGAGAGAGGGAUGGGUCUGUUCUCCAACAGGAUCGAUGAGGCGAGUCUGAAACCCGGGGAUCAUAUCUACUCGUGGAGAGCUGCUUACAUCUACGCCCAUCACGGAAUCUAUGUUGGAGACAACACGGUCAUUCAUUUCACCCGAAAUGGCCAAGAAGUUAGCUUGGGGACUGCGCUAGAUCGCCUGCUCGCAAGCUCGAUGACUGUUCGACACCAAGCAUUUUGUCCGACGUGCAGCCUGCUGCCAAUCGACGGCCAUGGCGUCAUCUCAUCAUGCCUCGACUGCUUUCUAGCCGGCGGGACCUUGUAUCGUUUUGAAUACUCGGUCAGCCGUUCCUACUUCCUUGUAAAGUUCCGUAGUGGAACCUGCACCCUCGCUGCCUCGGACCCAGGUGACAUGGUCAUCAGCCGAGCCCAAAAACUUCUCGAAAAGGGGUUUGGAGUCUACGACCUUCUCAAAAACAACUGUGAGGAUUUCGCGAUUUAUUGCAAGACAGGGCUGGUGGUUGUUGUUGUUGAACAAGGAGCAACGGGGCUGAGUGGUCAGGCAGCGGUGGCGAGAGGCGGGCAGCUCGAGUCUGUGUUUAACAUCCUUAUCGAUCUGGCGGUGACCAAGAACAUCUAUGCAACGGCUGUGACUGUGGUCCGCACGCAUUGUAUGAAUAGAUAUGCUGCUGAUAUCAUAAACAGAAGGGAUGCGGUGAAGAUCACGGUGGAAGAUCUCACGAGAAGUCGUUCUUCGAAGGGGCUUGUAGAAGUGAUUGAUCCUCAUAUGGCAGACAGUAAACCCCAAGCAGACAAGUCAGCUGCCUAGAAGCCGUUUCUGUGGUCUGGCCACUUUCUAUCUAUCAUCUUCAAUGUUGUUUGAUGUUCUGACACACGCCAUUGAAUUUUGAAACUGUCGGUGUUAUGAUGGCGAUAC
Molecule: messenger RNA, 1017 nt
Organism: Tarenaya hassleriana
Lineage: Eukaryota; Viridiplantae; Streptophyta; Magnoliopsida; Brassicales; Cleomaceae
Exons: 3
Coding region: 106-909 (267 amino acids)
Source: RefSeq, a predicted model, not a curated record